Molecule: messenger RNA, 877 nt
Organism: Dacryopinax primogenitus
Lineage: Eukaryota; Fungi; Basidiomycota; Dacrymycetes; Dacrymycetales; Dacrymycetaceae
Product: short-chain dehydrogenase/reductase SDR
Exons: 5
Coding region: 1-786 (261 amino acids)
Molecular function (GO): oxidoreductase activity
Source: RefSeq, a predicted model, not a curated record
AUGGCUGGAAGAGCGACAGCCGCUACAGGAUCUGCACCUGCAAAGGUCGCAUUAAUCACGGGUGCCUCGUCUGGUAUCGGAAAGGUAUCAGCCAUUGCACUCGCCAAAGCCGGAUGGUCCGUGGUCCUGGCAGCUCGGCGACGCGAAGAACUAUAUGAAGCCGCUUCAGACUGUCAGAAAUAUGGAGGACAAGUAUUGGCUUUGGUCUGUGAUAUCGCACAGGAAGAAGAGGUGAAGAAUCUAUUCGCUGCCAUUGCACAGCAGUUCGGUCGUCUGGAUGUGCUGUUUAACAAUGCUGGCACCGGGGCACCUCCACUGCCAAUAGAAGACCUGACUCUUGCUCAGUUCCAGCAGGUCAUCAACGUCAACUUGACGGGCGCAUGGCUCUGCACACAGGAGGCAGUGAGGAUGAUGAAAGGGCAGGUGCCAAGGGGAGGAAGGAUAAUCAAUAAUGGGAGUAUCAGUGCUUAUGCACCGCGCCCAAAUUCCUCCCCGUAUACCAUGUCCAAGCAUGCAAUACUUGGCCUUACCAAGUGCACUUCGUUAGACGGGAGGAAGUACAAUAUCGUUUGCACGCAGAUCGAUAUCGGUAACGCGGACACAUCGCUGGGCGGGAGAAUGCAAUACGGUGUACCGCAAGCCGAUGGUUCUGUCAAAUCUGAGAAUGUAUACGACCCACGCCAUGUGGCAGAUGCUGUUGUUUAUAUUUCUAAUCUGCCACUGAAUGUGACAGUAUUGACAAUGAACAUCAUGGCUUCCGAUAUGCCAUUUGUGGGAAGAGGCUGAGUAAUCAUGCCCGCUCGAUUAGCACUGACCAAUCCUGUCGCUGUUGUAUCAAACAAUCAGGUAUCCAUUGUAACGCAUUCAUGUCAAUCUA